Molecule: messenger RNA, 678 nt
Organism: Papaver somniferum (opium poppy)
Lineage: Eukaryota; Viridiplantae; Streptophyta; Magnoliopsida; Ranunculales; Papaveraceae
Exons: 1
Coding region: 1-678 (225 amino acids)
Source: RefSeq, a predicted model, not a curated record
AUGAGUCUAAUGCGUGCUUAUGUGAGAGUUAAAUAUGGAAUCUAUUUGAAUACUUCUAGUGAUGAAGAAGACAAAGCUUUGCUAAUGUUGACACAACUUUGUUUGGAUGAGCGGUUGCGUAUUAUUCGACAACUGGUACCUAGGGAGGUACAGACACGCAGUGUAAUAACUCGUGAUCGAGUGUGGCAUGAUGCGAAAAUGAUGAAUGAUUAUUUUACACCUGAAACUGGUUAUACCUCAAGACAAUUCAAACAACGUCUAGGCAUGAGGGUAGAAUUAUUCGAGAAAUUGUUAGAAAACUUGCUUGAAGUGGACCCAGAAUGGAAACAACGUCCGGAUGCCACCAGUACUAUGGGGUAUAUGAAAUUUGUUGCAGUGAUGAAAUGUUUAUGCAAAAGUACGGCAUAUGAUAGUGUUUAUGAUUACACUCGUAUGGGUGCCACUAUAAUAUACCAUUAUCUAAAAAGAUUUUGCCACACCAUUUGCAUGACUUUUGGAGAAAGAUAUUUGCGUGAACCCACUCCUGAAGAUGUUCAGAGGUUUCUAGAUGAGAAUGCGGAACGAGGUUUUCCUAGAAUGCUUGGUAGUGUUGAUUGUAUGCAAUGGCCAUGGAAGAAUUGUCUGAUAGCUUGGCAAGAAACUUACCGGGUAAAGAGAAACAUAGUAGUAUGGUAUUAG